This is a messenger RNA of Mollisia scopiformis, 1070 nucleotides long. Its product is annotated as ARP2/3 complex, 21 kDa p21-Arc subunit. The transcript is spliced from 4 exons. The coding region runs from base 25 to 603 and encodes 192 amino acids. Gene Ontology annotation, cellular component: cytoskeleton; Arp2/3 protein complex. Gene Ontology annotation, biological process: regulation of actin filament polymerization; Arp2/3 complex-mediated actin nucleation. Lineage: Eukaryota; Fungi; Ascomycota; Leotiomycetes; Helotiales; Mollisiaceae. Gene Ontology annotation, molecular function: actin filament binding. The record is from RefSeq and is a predicted model, not a curated record.
CUCAAACACCACACCAACCUCAAAAUGCCGGCCUACAACUCCAUCUUCAACGCCGACUCCUCACCCCCCUCCUGCACCAACAUAGGCAACUUCCCGCUGCUCCCCCUCCGCACCAAAGUCCGCGGCCCAGCGUACACACUCCCACCGUCCUCCCUCGCCGCGCACCUGUCUCCCGAACCCGACAGCGAGAGCUACGAUGCCUUGGACGAGGUGCUGGGCCUGUUCCGCGCCAACACGUUCUUCCGGAACUUCGAGAUCCAGGGCCCGGCGGAUCGGCUGUUGAUUUAUGGCAUCUUGUGGGUUAGCGAGUGUUUGGGGAAGAUUAGGAGUGGGAUGGGUGCUAGGGAAGCGCAGAAGGAAGUCCAGAAUAUUGCUUUAGAUACCAAUUUCGCUAUCCCGGGUGAUCCAGGAUUCCCUCUUAACCAGAUGUUCAACCCACCGCGCGACCGUCAAGAAGCCGAAACUCUUAAACAAUACCUGGGACAGUUGCGACAGGAGCUAGCUAGCAGAUUACUGGCGCGGAUAUAUGAGGAUGGGAGUGAGAAGCCGAGUAAAUGGUGGUUGAGCUUUGCGAAGAGGAAGUUUAUGGGGAAGAGUCUCUGAAUUGGUCGUGGAAGGAAAGGAAUUGGGUUUGAGGAUGGUGAUGGGAAUGUGAUGGAAUGGAGAGUGAGUGAGAUGGAGAUAGGCCGUGGUAGGCGUUGCCUUGUGUGGAGAGUAACUAGCUGCGGUUAUCUGGCAGCGUGAACAAAAAUAGAAGUCUAUGAAGCAUUACAUGGGAGCAUGAGAUUAAGUUGCUGUGAUUUAAUGGUCAUCUCAUGGUCGAGGGCUAUGUAACGAAACCUCCAUAUGCUCAAGCCCAAUGCAAGUCAUUUCCUCCCUAUUGUCAUGAGAUGUCUGUCUUUGAUUCUUCUGUGGCAUGCUCAAGGUUUGCAACGGCACCAUUCGUACCAUUCAAGGAAGCCCCAUCUUCCAGCUUGAUCCGCUUAGAAGUAGACUCUCCUUCAACCCGAGCAGCGUUUUCAUUCUUCACCUCUACUCCAUCCUCACUUUGUAUCUCACUCUUAACCUCC